CUGGGGUCUGCAGUGGCACCUGUAGCGCCAGGCUCUCCGCGCCCAGAGCCCAUGUUUUGAAUCACUUCAGUGCCUCCACCUUGCCACAGGCUCUUUAAUGUGCACCUGCUGUGUGCAGAGUCCAGGCAUAGGCUGUCUGGCCCUCAAAGCUUUCUGAGGGUGACCCUGUUUGCAGCAAGCAUGUCGGAAGGCGAGGAGGAGACUCAGGUCACCAGACCCAGCUUAUGGGAGCAAGACCAGCAGAGCGUCGUGCAGCGAGUGGCGGCGCUGCCCCUGGUCAGGACCACAUGUGCCGCGGUCUCAGAUGUGUACAGCGCCGCCAAGGACAAGCACCCGCUGCUGGGCUCGGCCUGCCGCCUGGCUGAGCACUGCAUGUGCGGCCUGACCACCCGAGCCCUGGACCACGCCCAGCCGCUGCUCAGCCACCUGCAGCCCCAGCUGGCCACAGUGAAUGACCUUGCCUGUAGAGGCCUGGACAAGCUGGAGCAGAAACUGCCAAUUCUCCAGCAACCUUCUGAAAUGGUGGUGACCUCUGCCAAGGACGCGGUAGCCAGCAGCGUGACAGGUGUGGCAGGCCUGGCUCGGCAGAGCCGCCGCUGGAGUGUGGAGCUGAAACGCUCCGUGAGUCAUGCUGUGGACGUCGUGCUGGGCAAGUCAGAGGAGCUGGUCGACCACUUCCUGCCCAUGACUGAGGAUGAGCUCGCGGCGCUGGCGGCUGAAGCCGAGGGCCCGGAGGUGGGCUCGGUGGAGGAACAGAGGAAACAGCAGGGCUAUUUUGUGCGCUUGGGCUCCCUGUCAGCGCGGCUCCGCCACCGGGCCUAUGAGCACUCUCUGGGGAAACUGAGGCAACGGAAACACCACGCCCAGGACACAAUGGCCCAGCUGCAGGAGGCCCUGGAGCUGAUCGACCUCAUGCAGUGCGGGGCGACCCCCACUGCCCCAGCCCACCCUGGGAAGGUGCAUGAGCUGUGGGAAGUCUGGAGCCAGCGCCCCCCCAAGAACGGCCGGAACCGCAGACAGGCAGAGCUGGAGACAUUGGUGUUGUCCCGCAGUCUGAUGCGGGAGCUACAGAGCACCGUGGACGUGCUGGAGUCCAGCGUGCGGGGCUUGCCCCCCAGUGCCCAGGAGAAGGUGGCCGAGGUGCGGCGCAGCGUGGAUGCCCUGCAGGUGGCCUUCGCUGAUGCCCGCUGCUUCAGAGACGUGCCCGCAGCGGCUCUGGCUGAAGGCCGGGGCAGCAUGGCCCGGGCCCACGCCUGCGUGGACGAGCUGCUGGAGCUGGUGGUGCAGGCCAUGCCUCUGCCCUGGCUCGUCGGGCCCUUCUCGCCUAUCCUCAUGGAGCGGUCGGCGACACCCCCAAACCUGGCAGCCUGGGUGGAUGAGGUGGUUGGAGGCCCAGACCCCCGCUGGGCACAUCUGGACUGGCCAGGCCAGCAGAGAGCCUGGGAGGCCCAGCAUGGGGGGGAUGGGACGAGUCUUCCUGAGGACACUCCUGAGGAGGAGCCCGAACCACCCCGCCCCAAGCACACCCUGAUGCCAGAGCUGGACUUCUGACCACAAGGGGCCACCAGCAGAGCUGCCUUGCACCUCAGGAUCUCUGAGCCCCCUAGUGGCAGUGCGUAAGCACUGAUAGCCCAGGCACUGAGCAGGGGACUUGGGGACUCUGCUGAUCUGAGAUCCUCCCCCCAUCUUUGGACAUAUGGGGACCUGAACCCAAACUCAAUCUGACUAGUCCAGAGGUGGGUUCAUCUCUCUGGGGUCCUAUUCCCCUACCCCAAGACACUGAUCAGAACUCCCCUGCAAAACACACAUUUGCCCACUGGUUCCUGAAAAGUGAGUGCCCACCACCUCUUCUGCCUGUACAUCUGGACUAAGGGUCCCCAAAGACACCUGACUGUACCAGUUUGGCUGCCAGAACUACUUGCUUUGUCGUUUGGGUUCUCUCAAAAAUAAAGGUGCUUCGUAUUGUCCAAAGGCCCAUGGCCUCUGUUCCAUCCCGGGUGGGUCUCAGCUGUAUGUACUGAAUGGUACAAGCCAGGGUUCGAGGUUUGAAAGAAACGAUGCUUCUCUGAUCAGCUUGUCAUCCUGCCUAGGUUCCACCGUAGCACUCAGUCCCCCUGAUAAGCAUUGCUUCUUCAGACGUAACUUCCUGCAGUGGAAGCUGUUCACACUUUAGUAUAAAUGAAUUUCUUGGAACUUGUAUGGAGUAGUAUAAGAAGGAGGAAGAAGUCAGACAGGGCAAUCCCUCCUAUGCCCACAUCACUGCAGACUGGCCUUGCUAUGGUUUCUCCAGCUGUACUGGUCAGGAUGGGGAAGACAGAGGCGGGCAAAGGCCAUGGGCUGGUCUCAUGGGAGCCCUCUUGUCCUCUGACUACA
This is a messenger RNA of Talpa occidentalis (Iberian mole), 2373 nucleotides long. It is a transcript of the gene PLIN5, whose product is annotated as perilipin 5. The coding region runs from base 181 to 1551 and encodes 456 amino acids. Gene Ontology annotation, cellular component: lipid droplet; cytosol. The transcript is spliced from 9 exons. Lineage: Eukaryota; Metazoa; Chordata; Mammalia; Eulipotyphla; Talpidae. Gene Ontology annotation, biological process: positive regulation of triglyceride storage; lipid storage. The record is from RefSeq and is a predicted model, not a curated record.